GUGCAGGGCUCUGGGUGUGGCCGCCGUCUCGUGUGGCGGAGCCUGCUCACGGUUCGCUCCCCGCAGCCGAACACCCAGCAGCAGCUCGGUGGUGGCGGCCCCGCUCCAGCUCUUCACGUGGGACGCCUGAGGAAAACGGUCAGGAAGGAUGAGCGAACUGGAACAGUUGAGGCAGGAAGCUGAGCAGCUGCGGAAUCAGAUCCAGGACGCUAGGAAGGCCUGCAAUGAUGCCACGCUGGUUCAGAUCACGUCUAACAUGGACUCCGUGGGUCGGAUACAAAUGCGGACAAGGCGCACGCUGCGUGGCCACCUCGCUAAGAUCUACGCCAUGCACUGGGGAUAUGAUUCCAGGCUACUAGUCAGUGCAUCCCAAGAUGGAAAAUUAAUUAUUUGGGAUAGCUAUACCACAAAUAAGAUGCACGCCAUUCCGCUGAGGUCAUCCUGGGUGAUGACCUGCGCCUAUGCCCCAUCUGGGAACUACGUCGCCUGUGGAGGCUUGGACAACAUCUGCUCCAUAUACAACCUGAAGACUCGUGAGGGGAACGUGCGGGUGAGCAGGGAACUGCCAGGGCACACAGGCUACCUGUCCUGCUGUCGAUUCCUAGACGACGGACAGAUCAUCACCAGCUCAGGAGACACAACUUGUGCUCUGUGGGACAUCGAGACGGGGCAGCAGACUACGACCUUCGCAGGACACUCGGGUGACGUGAUGAGUCUCUCACUGAGUCCUGACUUGAAGACCUUUGUUUCCGGUGCUUGUGACGCGUCUUCAAAGCUGUGGGAUGUCCGAGACGGCAUGUGUAGACAGUCUUUCUCAGGACACAUCUCGGACAUCAACGCUGUCAGCUUCUUCCCAAGUGGCUAUGCCUUUGCCACGGGCUCUGAUGAUGCCACCUGCCGGCUCUUUGACCUCCGGGCAGACCAAGAGCUGCUGCUGUAUUCUCAUGACAACAUCAUCUGCGGGAUCACCUCUGUGGCUUUCUCCAAGAGCGGGCGCCUUCUGCUAGCCGGCUAUGACGACUUCAACUGCAGCGUGUGGGACGCGCUGAAAGGAGGCCGGGCAGGUGUCCUUGCUGGUCACGACAACCGCGUCAGCUGCUUAGGCGUGACUGACGAUGGCAUGGCUGUGGCCACCGGCUCCUGGGACAGUUUUCUUAGAGUCUGGAAUUAACGGUGCCCUAGGUUCUGUUCCGCAGUGGCUCUCUGGAGAUCCAUGCUACAGCCCGCAGCUGUAAGAAGACACUCUACCUUCUGUUUGCGGAUGAAGAUUUUUCUAUUGAGAUGACUACAUACGAAAGAAAGCGUCUUUGAAUAAAGUACAGCCAAAUGGUGGUCAGAGACAAUCCAGACUACUAAGGUCCCUUGCUGAGGGCGAAGGGCCUGGGUAUUAAGCAGUUGUGUUGACAUUAAGCCCGACAGAUUCCUGCUUGUGCUGGUCCUUUUUCUGUAGAUUAGAAUGCACACUCUAGCAGGUGACCGUUGUGUUUGCAUUUUGUUAGGGACUCCCCUUGAACUCUGUAUAUAUGAGAAACAUCACGUUUUUAAAGUAUUGUCAUGGAAGAGCCAGGACCCGUAAUGGGCAGAAGUGAUAUUGUAGAUAUAUGUGCUGUCUGAAGGAGUCCCCUUGGGCUCUGACGUUGCAGUUGAGUCACGAUGGCCUCCUGAUUAGCAGAGCCGGAGCCAGUGGCUGUUCAUGCAUUCUUUGCCAUGCUAGGGAUCUAAGUAAGUGCUCCUUUUGAGUCACUUGAGGGGACAGGUGAUGUGAAGGCCAGGAGGUAAAAAUAUCACCGACAUAGGGGGGCACACUGAAAUGUCAUUACAAUUUAUUAUAACCAGUAGACAUUGGCAUGUAUGUUAACUUUUGGUAUUCUAAAAGGCUGAGCCCUUUGAAACUUUAGAUCUUGCUGUUAAUUUCACAUUCUGAAACCAAGUUUGUAGAAUGUACUAGUAUUUCAGAAGUGUGACAAAAACCUGACUUGCCCCUGCUUCUGAAGACUCCUGUCCAGUAUGCUCUGUAAUGGGUAGGAAACAGUUGCUCACCUUUAACAUUUUUGAGAAAUGUAAAUUCAUCCACUCAACUGGCACUAACAUAUAUAAGAUGGCUUUAUGAAUUUUGUGUAAUGUAAGAUCUGAAUUGGUAUAAAUUAUCUGCACCCUUACACUUUUGCUCUUCUGUUUGGGUGGUGCUGCAGAAGGAAUCACUCUGCACCCCUGGCUUUUCAGAUGGAAGCAAGCGUUCUGCUGCCGUGCAGUAAUUCCUUCAGAGCACAACAGACCUGUUCCUACGUGGCUUGCAGCUGAGUGUCCAGAGCUGGCCCCUCGAGCCUGAAGCAUUGUUUCAGAGGGUCCGCUCACAGCAGGCUGUCCAGUUGCUCUGUCUGUCACUGGGCUGUCCUGCCUCUCCUCUUGUUUCCUCCUACAAAUUUAAGUGACUGACAAUAGCAGACUGUUAACCUCUUGCUGGGUGCUGCCUUCAUGGGUUACCUGGAUGUAUACAAAACAUUGAAACUCAGUAACACUUAUGUUGCUAUUUAAUAGUUUGUUAAAGUUGAUUAUCUGUAACUAACUUUAACACUUCCAAACUCUGGAGUUUUCAUCCUUAUACUGUGACUGUGCCCGUGUAUGUGUCUGCUGUGAUGAAAUCUGCAUCAGCUUUAUUAAGGUCAGUUGCCCUUCACGUAUUACAGUGGACAGAGCCUCCUCCCACACAGCUCCAGGGUUGGACCUGAGUGGGGCAGAAUGGGAAUGAACAGCCGACAGACACAGGAGAGCUGGGGCCAUGGAAGAAACUGCAGCCCCCAGGAAAUGAGUUUGUUACAUGGUGCUGCUGCAGACAGAUGAACAUACAGGAGACAGGGUUAGCUAAUCUGGGUGGGCGUGCUGUGGUGGACACACACAGCCCGGAACACCCAUACUCAAGCCAUUCUCCCGCACGUCUGAAGCAGCAGCACCCGCGUCACAGCGCACAUUAGCUCAGGGCUUCCUUUGCUUCCGACAGCAGGGAGGGGAACUGAGAUACAGUAUUGAAGAGAAACGGACCAUCAAUGGCAGCUGUGACUGUGUACCUCAGUCCUUACUCUGGGACCCCUUUGCUCUUGCCUAUUUGUGAAAUAGAGGGUUUACUUUAUGAAGCAUAGCUCUCUGAAAUAGGGCACAAUUUACUUAAAAGGGAAGAAUAAAAAAGACAGUGCUGGGCUGGACUCUAGCCCUCCUUGCACGUGCUGCCCAGAAGGCGCUCUCCCUCUGGGCUGCACAUGCAGCCUGCCCCACCCAAGCCAGAGUUGAGGCACAUUAGAGGAUCACAAUCAUUUCCCCAAAAGGGUGUGUUUCCAAGACUGCUGUGUAACUCAGAACUCACCCAAAACUCUGUUCAAAACAGCAUUUCUAAUAUGUAUUUUAAAACGGGGCUAAAGGAUUUAAUCUGUGGUAAAGUGCUUGAAGCACAGGGCCCUGGGUUCAGUCCUUAGCUUGGUGUCAGUCAAAAGUCAUACUGAAGAAUUCUAUGGCCCUAAAUAUUUUAAAAUGGAAUUCAGGGCAGGAGAGUUGGCUAAGCAGAUAAGAGCACUUGUUACUCUUACAGAGAACCUGGGUUCAAUUCCCAGCAACCAUGUGGCAGCUCACAACCACCUGUAACUCGUCUCAGGGAAUAUGACUCCCUUGGGCACAAGACAAAACAUUUGUACACAUAAAUCUAUGUUAAAAAAAAGGGGGUGUGCUUUCAUAUUAAAAGCUUGUGUAGAACAGAAUUUAAAGAUUUCCCUUACAAUGUAGCUGGAGAGUAACCAUGAUGAACAUAUGGCUCACUACACACAGUGCCCAUGUUUGGCACAGUAGUGACCUUAGCCAAGCUGCUUUCUACUGGUGGGUACCUUUAGGGUUUCUCUGCAGUUUGCUGUGGCUAAAUACACUGGCUUGCCUGAGACUUCCCAAAAUUAGCCUAUAUAAUGUGCCUUAGCAGGUUGAUGCUUAGCAUGCAAAACAUCAAACAAAAGUCGUCGUUGAAACGGGCAAGAUUUUUAACAUUUUGCUGUGGCUCCUGUCUUGGCCUCUGAGUCCACAAGCAUCUCUUCCCCAAGAGUGUUGUAAAGGCACAUGAUCUUUUCUAAAACACCGCCCUGUAGUUGAGUGAGUGUCCCAGAGUGCUGUUUGGCAACAACGGCUCUACCCGGAGAUGAACAAGUUCAUUUUUGGCAGCUGUGCUCCAUGUAAUAGUCCAGGUCCCUAACUAGCUGAGACUUCAUUGUGAUACACAUAUACUGUGUUGAAUUCCAAAUUCCUAAGAGCAGUGAGCGUUGGGCUCUGGUCCUUCAAGUUCAAGUCCAGUCAGUGGCUGUCAUUUUAAUUCAGACCUGGCAAGCUGAAUGAUGCUGUGUUUCUGAGAAUCUAUGACGUGACCUAGUGCAGUCCUUUAACCCUUCAUCUGGAGGGUUGCAUGUGAAGGAACACAAAGGGACCACUGAGAGUUGAGGCCAGUCAGCCAGGGCUAUCAGAUGGAAACCUUAUUUACCCCCAGGGACUGGAGAGAUGGCUCUUCUCAUAGAGAACAUGAGUAUAGUUCCCAGUUCAGGUGGCUAACAACUGCCUCUAACUUCAAGGAACCCAAAGCCCUCUUCUGGCCUUCUCAGGCCCCUGCACACACAAACGCAAUUUAAAAUAAAUCCCCCUUUAAAGAAAAAGAAACCCUAUCUUUAAAAAAAAAAAACCAUAAAAAUGACCAUUCUAUUGUUGAAAGUACUCUCCAAUCCCAUUGAAGACUUAGGUUUAGAGUAAAGCUAAGACUUUGUUUUAGAAGUGAAACUAUUCAGGGAAAUUAAGUGGGCAUGAACGUCUUGGAUUUUGAAUCAUAAUGCACGUUCUUGUAUUAACUAGCCUAGAAAAACUGAAUAAGCAGACCCCAGAUGGACCCUGCCAUCAUUUAAAUACAGAACAUCCCUUUAGACUGCAGAUCAGACCUGGCUUGUACUGUGUGUGUUCUCUGGCCACUGUGGAAAGCGCUGGUUUUACAAAGAUGAUCUUAAACUGAUCCUGUGGAACACGAGGCGCACAGCAGGCUCACUUCUGCUGGUCACUGCUUACAACAGGUGCUCAUGGGCUGUCUGAGUCAGCACUGUUAGCCACCGGCAGAUGGAACAUCUUGUAUUUAGGAAAUAUUUUACAUGUUUAUAGUUUUAAGAGUUUUUUUCUUAAACCCAAUGGCUAAUUUUGUAAAACAGGUGUAAUAAUGUAGCAUUAUGAGGAAAAAACUUUUUCAACUGUAUGAACUGCAUCCAACAAAAUCUUCCAUAGCAUAGUCUGUUAACUUAAGUGGUACAGCUGCAGGUUGUCCAGGCCCUUCUGUCUUUAUACAACGGUGCUCUAACCUAUCAUUUUUUCCUCGAAGAGGCUUCUCUUUGAACAUCUGCAUCGUCUCACUGGAACAAUGAUAGCAUAAAUGUGUCUUGAAGCAGAUUUGAGAAUUUUUCUAUAAGGCACCUUGGAAAUGUCCUCAAAUAUUUUCAACACAGGAAGCCAGCUGACUGAGUGUCAGCCAUGUCUAAAGCUUUCCCAUACAAGCAGAGGACCCAACAGUGCUGCGCUACAACAGUGGCCUGUGAACUGCUGUUGUGGCGAGCUGUACUAUACGCUGUACUCAAUAAAGUGCUCUUCACUCUUUCAUUGUGCCAUGUUUAAGUCAAACUUUAGUGAGAUUUUUAAAAUUAAGUCCCAGAACUAAUUCAGGUUCAGCACUUCCAUAGUUAACUCUACUUCCUUUGUUUAAAUGCUGUUUUUGUUGUUGUUUAAUAAGAAAGGAAGUAAGGGAGAGACUGUGUGUCACUGACCCAAAGCUAGCUUUUAGUUUAUUAUUAAAGCCACCAAUUUCUCAUCCACAGAUAGGUCGUUCCUUCAUUGUGGAGCAUAAGAGCAGGUCUGUAAUUCUAGUAGUUGGGAGACAGACACAGGAAGAUCCCAAGUUUGAGGCCAGCUUAGACUACAUGUAAGACCCUGUCUCAAAAGAAACAACAUUCAUGCUUCCCCUGUAGCUCACUUGGGGUAGUUUAGUUCCAUUUUUUAAAUUGAAAAAAAAAAUCUAUUCAAUGUUUAUAUCUCAUUACAAUUUUAAGAUUAAUGAAAGAGUUUGAAUUAGUUACCAAGACAAACAUAAAACAUUAGAGUCAGGCAUGACACACGCCUUUAAUUCCAACAGGUAGAUUUCUGAGUUUGAGACCAGUCUGGUCUACAGAUCAAGUUCCAGGACGGCCAGGGCUACACAGAGAAACCCUUUGUCGAAAACACCACCAACAGAGGAGGUUUGUAUUCUGCCUGUUUAGGGAGUUCUGCUGGCUUGGUUCUUACAGGCUGCGUGCCUACCAUGGAAACCUCUCAAACGGGAUCUCCCUGAGCCUGGCCAGAGGAACUAGAUGACAGUGGUGCAGUAGCCGCGGCCUCGGGUGUGACAGGCUUACAGGACUAUCAUGAAGUCACUAACGGAUAAAUGCUGCAUUUACCAACUGACGGCAAACAGGUUUAUUUUCAUCUUGCAAGCUUGCAUACUUAUAAAAAUGUUUUGUAAAAAGUUAAAGAUCAUAUAAAGUUUAUAAAACUGUAAACAAACAUACACAGUAAGUCAUCAGGUGUGUGCAGUAACCGAGCAGUAACAGUCAGCUACAUUCUGUGUGGUGCAUGAGCCCAGCCACAGGCGCACUCUAGUCUGGUAGAAGAGCUGGCUCUUUUCUCAACAGCCACGACUUCAGCUGGGAACUGCACUCUUAUUUAGUGAUGUAAAGCAUUCUGAACUAUGAACACUUGUUCCCAGACUUCAGAGUACACUGAGACCACCUGCAGGGCUUCUUUAAGCUUGCUGCAGACUCCAAACUUGAUAUGAUUCUACAACUCUGUGUUGAGCUUGAGAACCUGCACUUACAAGUUUCAAAGUAAUGUUGAUAACCCACUGAUCAAACCCAGAGAACUACACUGAAGCAUGCUAAUUAUGUGGCCAGAAGUUAAAGUACUCGGUGUAACUUUGUAACUUAUCAUGUAAUUUUCACCUUAUCCCACUUGGUUACCAUUUGGGGGGUGGAAAUAUCAGCAAUAAAAGCAAAAUGUAGUGAUGUGUGUUUAAAUUUGAAUAGUGCAGUCCCAAACCCAAUUUUCCUAAAGCAUUAGUAAUUCUGAAACUUUUCGAUGAUCUAAAUAAUGGUAUAAAAUAUUGUAACACUCUUUAAAAUUUUUAAAAUAAGAGAUGGACCUAUGGUACACACACACUUUUAAUCCCAUCACUUAGGAGGUGGAUCUCUGUGAAUUCAAGGACAACCCAAUGGAGUGCACUGUCCCCUGGAUGGCACAGCUGGCAUCUAGAAAAUACUCAUAGGUUAGCACUUUAUUUUCAUAGUCGGGUCAGAGAAGCAAUCUUCCUUGCCACUUAAAAGUAUUUCCAUAGACACUGUCAACCAGCCUCUAACAGAGGCACACAUAAUACCUGAACCAUAAACAUUUCACUAACAGCGA
Messenger RNA from Arvicola amphibius (Eurasian water vole), 7485 nucleotides. It is a transcript of the gene Gnb4, whose product is annotated as G protein subunit beta 4. Lineage: Eukaryota; Metazoa; Chordata; Mammalia; Rodentia; Cricetidae. The transcript is spliced from 10 exons. Gene Ontology annotation, cellular component: cytoplasm; heterotrimeric G-protein complex. The coding region runs from base 149 to 1171 and encodes 340 amino acids. The record is from RefSeq and is a predicted model, not a curated record. Gene Ontology annotation, molecular function: protein binding; signaling receptor complex adaptor activity. Gene Ontology annotation, biological process: G protein-coupled receptor signaling pathway.